UCUAACCACAGCCAUCAUGCCCAGGGGACAAAAGAGUAAGGCCCGUGCUCGCGCGAAACGCCGCCAGGUCCAAGAUGAGGUCCAGGGGUCCAAUGAUGCUCAAGCAAAGGCAGCAGAGAAAGAAGAGUCACCCUCCUCCUCUGCUUAUGAUCCUGGAGAUGCGGUUGCAAGCACGUCUACUGCUAGCUUCCCUCCGAAGUCUAAGUCUCAGGGCAAGGCACCUACCAUCACCGCUGGUAAAGGUGCGACCCGAGGAAGAUCUGGUAAAGGUGCCAGGGGCCAAAGGGAGCAAAAUCCUAGUUGCUCUGUGGUCUCACAGUCCACUGGGAGCCCCCAGAAUGAUCUUCUAACAAGGAAGACGGGAAUGCUGAUGCAGUACCUGCUUUGCAAGUACAAAAUGAAGCAGCCAAUGAAUAAGGGAGAAAUGCUGAAAAUUAUCAACAGACGAUUCAAGGAGCACUUCCCCGAGAUCCUCAAGAAAGCCUCUGAGCGCUUACAGCUUGUUUUUGGACUUGAAGUGAAGCAAAUCAAGCCCAAUAGUAGCUACUACACCCUUGUCAGUAAGUUAGACCCCAGCAUUGGGACUCUGACCACUGGCUUGCCUUUUCCCCAGAAUGGGCUUCUGAUGCCUCUGCUGGGUGUGAUCUUUCUAAAAGGCAACCGUGCCACUGAGAAAGAGAUCUGGGAUUUCCUGAAUAUUUUGGGAAUCUUUGAUGGGAAGGUGCACGUAAUCUUUGGGGAGCCCCGGAAUCUCAUCACCAAAGAUUUGGUUAAGGAAAAGUACCUGGAGUACCAGCAGGUAGCUAACAGUGAUCCUCCAUCCUAUGAAUUCCUUUGGGGUCCCCGGGCUCAUGCUGAAACCACCAAGAUGAAUGUCCUGAUGUUUUUGGCCAAGGUCAAUGAGACCAUUCCUCAGGCCUUCCCAUCUCAUUAUGAAGAGGCUUUGAGAGAUCAGGAAGAGAGAGCCCGAGCUCAAGCUGUAGGCAGGAGUGGCACUACUGACUAAGAUAAGGCAGAGUAGAAAGUCACAUCUAGUGACUCUUCUUGCUCCUAGAGAAAUAAAAGGUAGAUACAGCCUUAGGUUUGGAGCAGAGUUUCCCAACUUAAAAGUAAUGAGAGGCUGAUAGUUCAUAAUGUGUCUCUUCUUGUGCUUUGGUUAUACAUUAGUAUUUUUCAAGUUCCCUUUUCUUGAAGCCCUUAUUUAGAUUCAGAGUCAAUAGUUAUAAAUGACAUAGGUCAUAGUAUUUUUUGCUGGAAGAUUUAAGUGUAAGAACUUUGGUAUUCUCUAUUACAUGUUAAAAACCCUUGAAUCUUUAAGUUGAAGAGCAAGCAGCCGUGAAUUUGUAAUGGAUAUUUUCCUCAAAUGUGUGAAAGAGUGUAAUUUGUUUCG
Molecule: messenger RNA, 1390 nt
Organism: Alexandromys fortis (reed vole)
Lineage: Eukaryota; Metazoa; Chordata; Mammalia; Rodentia; Cricetidae
Product: melanoma-associated antigen B4-like
Exons: 1
Coding region: 17-1006 (329 amino acids)
Biological process (GO): negative regulation of transcription by RNA polymerase II
Cellular component (GO): nucleus
Source: RefSeq, a predicted model, not a curated record